This is a messenger RNA of Glossina fuscipes, 5455 nucleotides long. RefSeq names its product peripheral plasma membrane protein CASK (gene sdt). Gene Ontology annotation, biological process: generation of neurons; morphogenesis of an epithelial sheet; establishment or maintenance of epithelial cell apical/basal polarity. Gene Ontology annotation, cellular component: plasma membrane; adherens junction. The transcript is spliced from 14 exons. NCBI's taxonomy places the organism in Eukaryota, Metazoa, Arthropoda, Insecta, Diptera, Glossinidae. The record is from RefSeq and is a predicted model, not a curated record. Bases 13 to 5406 code for a protein of 1797 amino acids. Gene Ontology annotation, molecular function: protein binding.
UUCACGUCUUUAAUGACAACUUGGGAUAUUGGUAACUCGGUGCAGGACGCUUUUGUCAUAGCCGUUGAAGAACAUGCCAGAGAACGUUUACAACGCUUGGCUGCCUUAAAUCGUGUCACACCUGUAGAUAUUACGCAACUAUCGAAAAAGUUGCAACAAUCGUGCAAAAGUGGGUCAACUACAACAACCCAAAAACAAGAUUUGAGUUUUCUGCACGAAGCCUCACCAAUAUACGUGACCUCGUUCAAUAGCAAUCAGAUAGCGUGCAAUAGCGCAACUUUAACGACAGCAUCCACAGCUACCUCGGGCCUUAUAAGCGCCACAACAAUAACACCAACAGUUGCAGCGGCUUUGACGACUAACGUUAGUAAAACGAAAACAAUCACAGUAGCAGCAACAGCCGGUGCUGUUGGUAUUGGUGGUAGUCUGGCGAUAAGUGCCGUUGCUAGCGAUAAUAAUGCGAACAACAGCAAUAUCGCAAGAGAACCAGCUGUAACGAAAGCAAUCACACAAACAACAACAACAACGGCAACAACCUCACUAAUAGCAAAUCAUAAAAGUGUUUAUCAAACAACACAAUUGCUGGCGGGUCAAACUGCUAUAGCGGCAACAGUGCCGGCGACAGCAACGCAACAUAAACUUAAAUUAGCUAGCAGUUUACAGCAUUUAGCUUUGGCCGAGGAGGACGACGACGAUGAUUUGGCGGCAGUAGGUGCUAAUUAUUGUAGCAUUAAUUUUAUCAAUUACAAAAAUAAGCAUGCUGAGAUACCCACACCAACUACGGCAGCAGUGGCAGCAACUAUACUAACGGCGACAAGUGAUAAUGCAGCGACAGUAAAUACGUUUAGUGCUACAGCGACUGUACAUCAACAACAGCCAAAACAUCAUUUCCGCGAACAUAUACCACCGCCUUUACAAAUACCGUCGCAUAAUGUUGUGAAAUAUGUGGACGCUCAAACAUUGACAUCACCACAUUUGGCCAAAGAUGUUGUGGAUUUGACGGCGCCUGUCAAAGCAAACCAACAACCACAGGAACUUUACAAUAAUAAUAAUAAUACUAAUAAUAAUAAUAAUAAUAAUAAUAAUAAUAACAAUAAUUUAACAGCAUUAGCGACAGCGACAGCGUCAGUGUCAGCGCCGGCAAUCACAAAAACGACAGCAAUAACAACAACAACAACAACAACAACAAUAGCAUUAGCAACGGCAGUAUUAGGUAAUAAUAACAAUACACUAGGUAAACACACAACGUCAUCAGCAACAGUCGGUGCGCCCGUUAAUCAUUUAGUCAACUCAACAAACAAACAAAUAUCAGUUUCGGAGCUUAGUAAUAGCAAAAGUUUAGGAGUUGCCACGCAAACAUCUUCAACAAUCGCCGCAACAGCAGCAGCAACAAUUGUCGGUAUUUGCACUACAGCGCCACCAUCAUCCUUACCCUACAUUAGUAAUAAUUGUGAUUUAUACUUAACAAAUAUAACAAACCAUCCACCGAGAAGACAGUUACUAAAUCAACUCAAUGAGGAUUCUGCUCAUCACUAUAUCAUCGAUGAUGGUGAUGACGACGAAGAGAUUGACGAUGAUAAACAAUUAACAAGUUUAUCAAAUCAACAAGUGAAUCAAUAUCAGCAGCAGCGACAACAGCAACAGCAACAGCAACAACAACAACAGCAGCAACAUCUCUACGAUAAUAAACAAUUAAAUUAUAGUCCAAACAGUAGCAUAUCAAAAGGCAGAACAGAAUUAUUGUUAGGCGAUCAAACGUUGAGGCAAGAAAUCAGGCCUCGGCGUCGUUCCGGUUCAAGUAUAGUGGUUAUAGAUGGCGAUGAUUUGAAACCAUGUCUACCAGAUGAUUAUAUCAGCGGCCAACAUUAUCGACAACCUUCAGAUGAUAGUAAAGAAAUUGAUCAGGAAAUGUUGACAAUGUUAUCGUUAAAUCAAGAUAAUGGUCCACAUCGUGAGAUGGCUGUCGAUUGUCCGGAUAAUUUUAUAGCACGCAAUAAGACACCACCUCGUUAUCCGCCACCCCGUCCACCACAGCUGCAGUCAAUUAAAAUGUCAAGCAAUGUGGUGGUAAAAUCACCAAAGGUAAUCGCGAACGCUAAUCCAAACGGUGGACUGACGACGCCGACAGAGGAUUUGGAAUUAAUGGUGGAUGGUUUAUAUCGUAAAAAUUCGUCAUCUCAUUCAUCUUCAUUUGGUAGCGAAAUAUUGAGCAAAAAACAAUCCCCGGAAUCUUACGAUUCAAUAUCGUAUCAAAAUCUGCAACACAAUAACAAUGAAUUAAAUAGUGGUAUUGAGGAGGCAGGCGGUAGUAAAAAGAAUUCCUUAUCAUCAAGCACAUCAUUACCAAAUUCGAGCAAUUCAUCACCCACCAGCUCCAACUCAACGAAUUCCGCGGUAACUAAAAACCUUUUUAAUCAGGCAGUUGCCAAUACUAUGGUUUGCGGUGUUGGUGUGGCUGGAAUAGAUUCUUUAACAAGUUUAAAUAGCUCUUCUUCCACACCACCACCCGAAUAUGAAUUGCGUGAAUUCACUCAUAAGCAAUUAACUGGUAACAUAUUGCCAGCAUAUCGUAAACACCGCGAAUUACCGGUAGAUGCACCCGAUAGUUUCAUUGAAAUUAUUAAAACGACACCACGUUAUCCACCACCUGCCCAUCUAUCCUCCUUAACGUCGCAGUUAUCUUCGUGUUCUUCUACUUCUACAGCCAAUACGACAUUAACUCGCUUCAAUUCUAAUAAAAACACUUCGCAGCGACACCAUCAUCAUCUUCAGCAGCAACAGCAGCAAGAAACUUCGCUAAUAUCCACUAUGUCUUUAAAUGGAUCAUUUGAAGAUUAUCAACAACAACAGCAACAACAAUUUCAUCACUUAGCAAAUGGCAAACAGCAGCCUCAGCCUCAAGUGGCUGUAAUGAAUGGUUUGAUUAAAUCUUCCAACAAACACAAUGAAGAGUUAAAUGGUUCGAUAAAACCAAUACCGCCACCACGUGAUUUACCACCACCACGUAACGAUAGCAAAGCUCUUGAUGGGCGCUUAGUGAUCAAUCGGAAUUCAUCCACAAUACCGCCACAACUUCCCGAUCGUAAAUUGAAUAAUAAUAAUAUAAAUAACGUAACCGGACAUGGGCAUCAUGGUCAACAAAUAGCUCAGAUUGUUGAGCCGACAUUAGAGCAAUUGGAUAGUAUUAAAAAAUACCAGGAACAAUUGCGUCGCCGUCGGGAGGAAGAAGAACGUAUCGCCCAACAAAAUGAAUUUUUGCGAGCCAGUUUGCGGGGCUCGCGUAAACUUAAAGCUUUACAGAAUAGCAAAUCGCCAACAACAAACAACGCAGCUCAACAGCCACCCCUGGCUGCCGAACGUGUAACAGUCAGUAGUGGUAUAGAAAAUGAAGCCUAUGUGGAAGAUGAAGAUGUCGAAAAUAUUACAAGUUAUGGGGACUUGAUAAACGCCCUUAAUCGUCUUCAAACGCAACUUACAAAGAGUGGUAUGUCAACGCUUGCGGGACGAGUGGCAGCAGCUCAUAAUAUACUCUCGCAUACCGGAGUGGCUCAUGCUAUGGCAGCACGAACGGCCGUCCUGCAACGUCGGCGGCCUAAAGUCGCCAAUCCUGUACACACGAAUGCCAUGCAAUUGCAAAAAGAUAUUGUGGAAUUAUUGGCCGAUUCGAAUUCGGCGACAGCUAUAGAAUUAGGCAAUUUGUUGACGUCCCACGAAAUGGAAGGUUUGCUGUUGGCUCAUGAUCGUGUGGCAACACAUACGGACUCUACACCAUCGCCUUCAAUGAGUGGAACGGGUAGUCCUAGAACAACAGGCUUACAGCCAGCUUCACCGGUGGCAGGGGCUGCUGUGCCUCCGCCAGUACCGAUACCACCAAAAACGGCCUCUCUAAGAGGUGUUACUCCAGUGGCGCCGCCAGUGGUACCACAGAGAGGCGCUAUGCCUUUGCCGCCCCAUAUAACACCACAUCAUGGUGGUUCGCAAGGUGUGGGCGGUUUUAUGAAAUCUUCAGUUCCGCUAAGAGCUGAUUCUCCACCACUUAGUGCCUGCUUUGGGACACUAAAUGAUCAAAACGACAAUAUACGUAUAAUACAAAUUGAGAAAUCGACUGAACCUUUGGGUGCUACUGUACGCAAUGAAGGUGAAGCGGUAAUUAUAGGAAGAAUAGUAAGAGGAGGAGCAGCGGAAAAGUCAGGCUUGCUUCACGAGGGCGAUGAAAUUCUGGAGGUCAACGGCCAAGAGUUACGCGGUAAAACUGUUAAUGAAGUAUGCGCUUUGCUAAGUACAAUGCAAGGGACACUUACAUUUCUGAUAGUGCCCGCCGGCAGUCCACCACCAGGCGGCGGUCAUCGAGAAAACGCUGUGUUGCACGUACGGGCUCAUUUUGAUUACGAUCCGGAAGAUGACUUGUAUAUACCGUGUCGAGAGUUGGGUAUAAGUUUUCAAAAAGGCGAUGUUUUGCAUGUUAUUUCACGGGAGGAUCCUAACUGGUGGCAGGCAUAUCGGGAGGGUGAAGAAGACCAGACUUUGGCCGGCCUGAUACCUAGUCAAUCGUUUCAGCAUCAACGUGAAACUAUGAAAUUGGCCAUAGCCGAAGAAGCCGGCUUAGCCAGAAAUAGUAAAGAUGGUAGCAGCAGUAAAGGAGCUACGCUACUGUGUGCUCGCAAAGGACGGAAAAAGAAAAAGAAAGCCAGCUCAGAGGCGGGUUAUCCUCUAUACGCCACAACAGCGCCGGAUGAAACAGAACCUGAGGAAAUACUCACUUAUGAAGAGGUGGCCUUAUAUUAUCCACGCGCUACCCAUAAGAGACCCAUAGUGCUUAUUGGUCCUCCUAACAUAGGACGUCAUGAAUUGCGUCAACGUUUAAUGGCGGAUUCGGAACGCUUCUCGGCUGCGGUGCCACAUACUUCGAGAGCUAGACGUGAGGGUGAAGUGCCUGGUGUAGAUUACCAUUUCAUUACUAGGCAAGCGUUUGAAGCUGAUAUCUUGGCACGCAAAUUUGUGGAGCAUGGUGAAUACGAAAAAGCCUACUAUGGCACUUCUUUAGAAGCCAUACGCACUGUGGUUGCUAGUGGUAAAAUUUGUGUUCUUAAUUUACAUCCCCAGAGUUUGAAAUUACUACGAGCUUCCGAUUUGAAACCUUAUGUAGUGCUGGUGGCUCCACCUAGUCUCGAUAAAUUAAGACAAAAGAAAUUGCGAAACGGUGAACCAUUUAAAGAGGAAGAACUUAAAGAUAUUAUAGCCACCGCCCGCGAUAUGGAGGCCCGAUGGGGUCAUCUAUUCGAUAUGAUUAUCAUUAACAAUGAUACCGAAAGAGCUUAUCAUCAGCUACUGGCUGAAAUUAAUUCAUUGGAACGUGAACCGCAAUGGGUACCCGCCAGCUGGGUGCAUAACAAUCGUGAAGAAUAGAAUACUUAACUAAAAAAGCAAACAAAAAACAAAACAAUAAAUAAAUAAA